AGUUCCCCCCACCCUUUUUCCCUACAAAAGCUGUUCCCAUUCUCUUUUAUUAAUUCAUAGGUUUUCCUCUUGACUUUCAACUUUUGUAUUUAACCUCUGUUUAAAAAUCGAGCUCUCAUCUGGCGGACCUUGAUCUUUUCGUAUUUUUCCAAUUGCCACCACAGUCAAAAUGCCGUCCGUUUCAUCUACCACCACUUUCCAGCUCAACACCAAAGCCCAGAUCCCCGCUGUCGGCUUGGGCACGUGGCAAUCGGGUCCCGGCGAGGUGAAGAACGCCGUGUACCAUGCGCUCAAGGUCGGAUACCGUCACAUUGACUGCGCGUAUGUGUAUGGCAACGAGACCGAAGUGGGACAGGGUCUGGAGCAGGCGUUCAAGGAGGGUAUCGUGAAGCGCGAGGACAUCUUCAUCACGACCAAGCUCUGGUGUACAUUCCACCGCAGGCCCGAGGAGAACCUCAACGAGUCGCUCAAGCGCUUGGGAUUGGACUAUGUUGAUCUGUACCUGAUGCACUGGCCUUGUCCGAUGAAUGCUAAUGGAAAUGACCCCAUGUUCCCCAAGCUGCCCGACGGGUCGCGAGACCUGGACAAAUCCUGGUCCCACAUCCAGACAUGGAAGCUGCUCGAGAAGUUGCUGGAGACGGGCAAGACCAAGGCCAUUGGUGUCUCCAACUACAGCGUCAAGUUCCUUGAGGAACUGCUGUCCCAGGUCUCCGUUGUGCCCGCAGCCAACCAGAUCGAGAACCACCCUUACCUCCCUCAGCAGGACGUCCUGGACUACUGCGCCGCAAAGGGCAUUGUUGUGACUGCCUACAGUCCGUUGGGAAGCACGGGCUGCCCGCUCUUCGAGGAGGAAGGUGUCCAUAAGGUUGCUGCCAAGCACAAUGUGUCUCCUGGCACUGUCCUGAUUAGCUACCAAGUCAACCGUGGUGUCGUUGUUAUUCCCAAGUCCGUUACGCCCUCGCGUAUCGAGCAGAAUUACAACAUCAUCUCUCUCGACGACGAGGACUUGGCUGCGCUGGCAAGCAUCUCCAAGACAAAGGGCGUCACGCGGUACAUUAAGCCCUCGUUUGGCGUCAACUUUGGCUGGCCAGACGUGCAGUAAUCGUCGAUUUAUGCUCAAAUUUUCGCUUUCCCCCCUCCCCCAUCCUCUUAUGAAAAGUAGCCGCUGAUGCUUUGGGCGUUGUCGUCCAUUUUUAUUUCUCGGCACAGCUCUUCUAUCAUACCUUGCGCAUUUUACUCGCUGGCACCCUUUUGAUCAUAUCUGUGGGUACUGCACGGAGUGGACUAGACGGCUCAUUGCGCAAUCUGUGCAAUUUGCCUAUUGCUAUUGCCUCUUGCCUAUUCCUGUUGCCUAUUGCCCGUUACCUGUUGGUUGUUGCCCGGGUUUGUCCGUAGUAGGACCCUUCGUCUCGCAGAGAAGUUAAAAAAAGUGCUAGACUCAUAUAGAAUAGACUACACUGUAUGCAAAAGGAUAUCCAAAGCACGAUUUAUUUCAAUCAGCAAAUUAAAAGGAUGAGAUG
This is a messenger RNA of Xylona heveae TC161, 1520 nucleotides long. Its product is annotated as glycerol dehydrogenase. The record is from RefSeq and is a predicted model, not a curated record. Gene Ontology annotation, cellular component: cytosol. Bases 170 to 1102 code for a protein of 310 amino acids. The transcript is spliced from 3 exons. Lineage: Eukaryota; Fungi; Ascomycota; Xylonomycetes; Xylonales; Xylonaceae. Gene Ontology annotation, molecular function: aldose reductase (NADPH) activity.